This is a messenger RNA of Limulus polyphemus (Atlantic horseshoe crab), 4802 nucleotides long. RefSeq names its product tyrosine kinase receptor Cad96Ca-like. Gene Ontology annotation, biological process: positive regulation of kinase activity; homophilic cell-cell adhesion; multicellular organism development. The record is from RefSeq and is a predicted model, not a curated record. The transcript has 12 exons. Lineage: Eukaryota; Metazoa; Arthropoda; Merostomata; Xiphosura; Limulidae. Gene Ontology annotation, cellular component: signaling receptor complex; membrane. Gene Ontology annotation, molecular function: calcium ion binding; ATP binding; transmembrane receptor protein tyrosine kinase activity. Bases 254 to 2182 code for a protein of 642 amino acids.
GGAAUGACGUCGUGCACACGCUGGGUCAGGCAAGCAAGUUACAUGUUGUGAUGCUACAGAACGGGACGAGCAUACAUCUGCUGCUUAUGGUGCGAAAAUUCAAACUUAUUGCUGAUAAACUGUAAAGUAACGACUAAAGUGCUUAACCUUUGCUUUUAUUGGAUGUGAUCGUCUUUAGAAAUCUCGAGAUCAUACGACGGUGGAGCCACAAGGAACGUCUAAUCGAAAACACAGCGACUCAAGUGAACGUACGAUGGUGACCUGCAAAGCCCUGCUGGUGGUGUGUUGUGCUGUCUUCCUGGCUGCACCAGGGGAAGGAUUUCCUGGACAUAAUUCUCCUCCAGUUUUCGACCUGACGAGAGAAUGGCUAAUUCCUGAAAAUGAACCAGUCGGGAGUCGAAUUACUACGGUCAGAGUACGUGACGAUGAAAAAGACGACAUCGAGUAUGGUAUUAAGCCCGCUGUGUACCUCGACGGUUCCAGUUUCUUCCGAAUAAAUAAGCGAACAGGGGAUGUCUUUCUGGCCAAUCCUGUCACAGGAGAGGCUGGAAACGAUUACUACUUGUUCAUCACAGCUAACGAUGGUCAUCAAACGUCCAAGAUUGAAGUUUAUGUACGAAUACUGAAGCCUAAUGAUAGUCCUGAAGAAGGUUAUCCUAUCGAUGAUUUCUCCAUUCAUGGGAAGCCAGAUAAAGGAACGGGGCGUCGGCCCUUUCCGCCUUAUCAGCCGAAUCCUGCCUCCUAUCCCUUCUUACCUAACCCCCCCACCGUUGUCCCUUCCCCAAUCAAACCGCCCCAGACGAUAUCCCCCAUCACUUCGCAGCCCCCCAAAAUCACUGCCUCCACCCCCUCAAUUACCUCCACCUCCAUCUCUUCCUCUACCGAAGGAAGCGGAACAACAAUACACCCUGGCGGUUCGAAAGAGGGCACUGCUGGAGACGGCAAGAAUGAGGGAACGCAAGGAAUCAAUAUAACAGCAACUGUGUUGCCAAUUGUAGCCAUACUAGGAUUUGCUCCACUUGUAGCUUUCUUAUUUUGGAUGUUUUAUCGAAAAUGUCUAAACAGAGAAAAAAUCAAACAGCAUAAAAAAGUUCAGGACCAAACCCAAAGUGAAGUGACGGAUGACCUUAACCUUAAUCUGCACCCAAAUACCCUCUAUCAUCAGCGGUCAAGAAGAGCUUCGUCUAAUCGUUAUGAAUCUGGGGAGCUUACAGGAGUAAGUUCGAUCAUUCCUGAAGACCGGAAAUGGGAAUUUCCGCGACAUCAUUUACGGUUCCUCGGGAUUCUGGGAGAAGGCUGUUUUGGUCAGGUGUGGAAAUGCGAAGCACUUAAUAUUGACAACAAAGACGGAGCGUGUAUUGUUGCAGUUAAAACAUUAAAAGAACACGCCUCCGAGAAGGAAAAGAAGGAUCUAUUGAGUGAAUUAGAAGUAAUGAAACUGUUGGACCCACACCCCAAUGUCGUAACUCUGUGGGGAUGUUGCACUGAGAGGGAUCCUCUGUUCGUCAUAAUGGAGUAUGUGAUGGGCGGAAAGCUGCAGUCCUACCUUCGAGAAAGUAGAGCAGAACGUUUCUAUGGGAACCUGCAUGGCACUUCCAGACAUCUGACAUCACGAGAUCUGACGUCAUUUGCUUACCAAGUGUCGAAAGGAAUGGAAUAUUUGUCUACUAAACGGAUAAUACACAGGGAUCUAGCAGCUAGGAACAUCUUAGUUGAUGAAAACAAGACUUGUAAGGUAGCAGACUUUGGUUUUGCAAGGGAUGUAAUAGUCAAUCACGUGUACGAACGAAAAUCUGAGGGUCGGCUUCCAAUACGAUGGAUGGCUCCUGAAUCUUUAUUUGACAAUAUCUUUACCACAAAAACCGAUGUCUGGUCUUUUGGGAUUCUCAUGUGGGAGAUCGUCACUUUAGGUUCUACUCCAUAUCCAGGGCUGGCAGCAGCUGAAGUGAUGAGACGGGUCAGAGAUGGUUACCGGCUGGAGAAACCGGAUCACUGUAAAAGGGAGAUGUACAAUAUCAUGCAUUAUUGUUGGGAUAAUGAUCCCAAAGAACGCCCCUCGUUUUCAGAACUGGUCUGUCUUCUAGACAAGCUUCUUAUCAGUGAGCACGAUUACAUAGAGCUAGACCGAUUUCCAGACCAUUCUUAUUAUAACAUUACCAAUCUCUCAGGAGAAAAACUGUAGAUGCAACUGAGAUCUUGGACUUAUUUGCAUAUGAUCGUAUUUUUCAAGUUUCUGAAAGCUUGACCAAUGUUUAAGAAAGGAUACCGGGUUCUGUUAGAGCAGCGAGGGAGAAUCAUCACAUAAGAUACGUUACCUUAUUACGUGUCAACACAAUUUAAAAAUGCUCACUGGUGUUCGGUGUCUUGAUGGAUAAUUUUUACUGUACAAAAUUCGUGAAUUAAUGCGUUUUAUUGAGACUAGCUCAUUGAAAGAUUAACGUUUGCCAGUAUGCAAUGCCAGUGUAUCAAUCAACAUUAUAAAUACUGACAGUGCCUUAUUACCGUUAGAUGGCACUAAGUGUUAGUGUCACGAUUUAAAAAAAGAUAAAAAUUAUCCAUACAAUGGGGGGGGGGGGAGAUUCGUGAAAUAGUUAUGAGAUGGGAAGCAAAAUUUGAUGUUUGCUCAAAACUUAUGUUUGCACAGAGCUUGUAUGUUGUCUAGAAUAUUAUAAUGAAAAGUAAGAACUAUUAAAGAUAUUCAGAUUGUUAUGCAGGUAUUUGUAUAUGUAAAUACACAAAUUACGCAUCAGACAUGUGUACGCAGUUACGUUGAGAAUGAGUGUAUGUUAGCGUAUUAUAUUUUUAAUAAUAAUUUAUCUUUACCUGAAAUAUCAGCGAAUGCAAAUUAUGUAUUUAUUGAAAACGAUUAUUGUGGUAGAUAAUAUGCUAACGUAGGAGAAUCACUGGAAUUAGCACGAAAAAAUUGUGUUAAGUUGGUGUUACUUCCGUUAUCAGAAAUUGUUGAGAUUGUCUUCCGACUUUAGAGCUUUUCAUUGGUCACAUCAUGCAGCUCUUGGCAACAAGUGAUGUAUAUAGCAUGUGAAAACCCACAGAUCCUAAUAAACCUCUUUACCAUUACAUCUUCUGAAGAAAAGUCAGGUGUCGGCUUAGAGUUAAUAUUACAUCUAAUUAACGGACAUCAUAACUGGUUAAAUGUUUACAUUUAUCCUUAGAUCUGGUUUCAAGAAUUAAAUGUAUAGAUUUUUGUCUGGUUAAGUAUCAAACGAAGGAUGGAGAGAACCAAAUGAAAUACGUCUAAAAUGAACUGUCUUCACGCGCAGUUCAGACUAUAUAGCACGUGCGUUGAAUGGAAUUAUAAUGGAAUAACCAAUUACAAAAAAGUAGAAUUAAAAGAUAGCAAGCUGGCUUUCAUCCAUACAUUAACAAAAUUAGGACAGGUAAACAGUCAAAUCUAGUUUCAAACAUUAUAUUAAUAACUGAAAUAAGAAACAAUGAAAUCAAUAAUCUACAUGAAUAUGCAAAUACUUUAAAGAUAGUGAAUUGCGCAAAUAAUCAAGACUUGUAUCAUUGUAUCAUAUGAGCUUUAAAGUAAUAAAAAUUCAGACCAGUUUUCAUUCCUUUAUUUAAUAUUCUACCUUUCUAUACCUAUCUAAGCUACCCUUUUAUGAAACUAUAGAAUGUUUAAUGAAAAGGCUAAUUAUGCUAUUGAAUACCGAAAAUAUUGUCAAUACACCUUAUGUCUGACUGAACUAGCUAAAGAUUUAUAAACGGGUAAGACAGGUAUGCCAGCUCGCGAAAUUCUAAAAUUUCGAAAGUAUUUGGAAUAAAAACAAUGUCUUGAUUUCUGUCUCCAGAUGAAGCCUGGUAUAAAUUACAUCCAGAGGAUAAGGCUUUUUCGUAUUCUCGGCUUGUAAUUCGUAGAGAUAAGUGGUUUUAAUGUAUUUGUUUUUUACGUCACUCGAACGGGCAGCAGUGUUGAUAAACAAAACUAUCUGUCGUAGUCAUUACGUUUUGAUUAUGGUGAGCAUAUUUGUGUUCAAAAUUGGAUGAACCCUAAGACUUACGACGAAACUCGGGUUCUAAUUUUACUGCUAUGAUAGCGACUAAAGAAAAGUGUCCAGCUAACCCUUGUAUUAGGGUUAUAAUAUGAAUAUUCCGGUCUGCGGAACAAAUGAUUACUUUCUUUCCGUAUUGAGUUGUAUGUAAAUCGACAUCAUAAAAUUUCAAGUAUGAGUCUUAGGUAUUUGGGCAAGUUAGUCCUAUAAACUUGUGUCCACUCUUCUUAUUUACAGAUACAAUUACACGUUUAUAUUAGUAUUUUCUCCGAAAUAAAACUAUUUCAUUAUGCUUAUAAAUCGAUCUUUGUCGGUUUAGUAUUAUUUAUAUUAGCAAAAUGUGCUUCUAUACGUAAAUACAGCUAUAUGUUAAUAUACAUAACUACUCUUGCCCCCCAGUGGCACAGCGGUAUGUCUGCUGACUUCCAACGCUAGAAUCCGGGUUUCGAUACCCGUGAUGGGCAGAGCACAGAUAGCCCAUCGUGUAGCUUUAUGCUUAAUUAUAAACAACCGAAAGACUUUUCAAAUAACGUUAAGAAAAACCUUUUUAGGUGGCGUAUCUUGUUUAGUCUUCGACUACUGUCAAGUCCAUAAAAAAGUAUAUUUUUUAAAAUAACCUGAGUAUCCUAGUUUACGACAAACGUACUAUGUACACGUACAAUUAUGUAAAAAGUUACCAAAUGUUGUAAAUUAUUGGACUAGUUAUAAGAAAGGACUAUUUUUUUCUAUAUAUAUAUACACAAGAAAUGUGUUGAAAUCCAUUGUAAAUAAAUUUAGGUUCCUGUA